Molecule: messenger RNA, 2443 nt
Organism: Lotus japonicus
Lineage: Eukaryota; Viridiplantae; Streptophyta; Magnoliopsida; Fabales; Fabaceae
Product: nucleolar complex-associated protein 2
Exons: 11
Coding region: 146-2260 (704 amino acids)
Biological process (GO): ribosomal large subunit biogenesis
Cellular component (GO): Noc2p-Noc3p complex; Noc1p-Noc2p complex; nucleoplasm
Source: RefSeq, a predicted model, not a curated record
GCAAAAUUUGUAUAUGGAUGUGGCCCCUUUCUCUACUUGAAGCUACUAAACCCUAACCUCUGGUAAAACCCCUCAAGCAAACUGCUCGCGCCGUCCACCGCCGAAAGCAACCGUAAAGACAAACAGGUUUUCGAUCCAAAGAAACAUGGAUAAUGAAGAGAAUAGCGUAAGAAGAAGAAAGAGCAGAAAAAAUGUGAGUGAAGCUAGAGAACAUAAGAAGCAAAUACAGAAUCUUCCGCACAAGGACCCAGAAUUUUAUGAGUUCUUGAAAGAGGAAGACCAGGAGUUGCUUCAGUUCCUUGAUGAGGAUAUUGAUGAAGAUGAGGAUACUGACUUGGAACAUGGAGAUCUACAGCUACCUAGUGAGGUUGAGGUUCAAGAGAAGGAACAAAAGUUUUCUAAGAAAGUUAUAACUACUUCUAUGGUUGAUUCAUGGCUCAAAUCAUUUCAAGAAAAUGGGAGCUUAAACGCGGUUCGUUCCCUGAUGAAGGCUUUUAGGACAGCAUGUCACUAUGGUGAUGAUGGGGAGAGUGAGUCUAUGAUGAAGCUUAGUGUAAUAUCUAGUGCUGUGUUCAACAAAAUAAUGUUGACUGUGCUUACUAAAAUGGAUGGGAUUCUAAGAAAAUUGCUGAACCUUCCUAAAAAAGGUGGAAGUAAAGAGACCAUAACAGAUUUAAUGACCACAAAGCAGUGGAAAAGUUAUGGCCAUUUAGUGAAGUCUUACCUUGGAAACGCUCUCCAUGUUUUGAACCAAAUGACCGACACAGGCAUGAUAUCCUAUACUCUAAUUCGGCUCAAGUCCUCUUCCGUGUUUCUGACUGCUUUUCCUUCACUCCUAAGGAAGUACAUUAAGGUGGUUCUUCAUUUCUGGGGUACUGGUGGAGGUGACCUUCCAAGUUAUGCAUUUUUGUUUUUGGAAGAUUUAUGCAUCCAUAUUAGAUCUGGAUGCAUAGAUGAAUGCUUCAGAGGAAUAUAUAAAUCCUAUGUUUUGAGCAGCCAUUUCGUAAAUGAAGGGAAACUUAAACAUAUUCAGUUUCUUCGCAUCUGCGUCAUUGGGCUUUUUCGGUUGGACCUUCAAACUGCAUAUCAGCAUGCCUUCAUAUUCAUCCGACAAUUGGCCAUGAUUUUAAGAGAAGCACUUAAUACAAAAACUACGGAAUCUUUUCGCAAGGUGUAUGGGUGGAAAUUCGUGAACUGUCUUGAACUUUGGACUGGUGCUAUCUGUGCUUACAGCUCAAAAUCUGACUUGAAGCAACUUGCAUAUCCACUGACCCAAAUAAUUUCUGGGGUAGCCCGUCUAGUUCCCACAGCCAAAUAUUUUCCCCUUAGGUUGAGAUGUAUCAGAAUGUUGAACCAGCUUGCGGCUUCUACACAAUCUUUUAUUCCAGUGUCUAUACUCCUUUUGGAUAUGCUGGAGAUGAAAGAGUUGAAUAGACCCCCUACAGGAGGUGUUGGCAAAGCUGUUGACUUACGCAGUGUAUUGAAGGUUAGUAAACAGACCCUAAAGACACGAGUAUUUCAAGAGGCUUGUGUUUUUUAUGUGGUUGAAGAGCUUGCUGAACACUUAGCACUGUGGAGUUACUCUGUUGCAUUCAUGGAGUUGUCUUUUAUUCCACUUGUGAGGUUGCGUAGCUUUUGUAAAUCCACCAAAGUGGAGAGGUUUCGAAAAGAAAUGAGACAGCUUAUACGCCAGGUCGAGGCUAAUUGUGACUUCGUGAAUGAGAGGCGUAUGUCAGUUUCCCUUACACCUAAUGACUCUGCAGCAGCGUCUUUUCUUGAGGAUGAAAAGUUGUCAGGCUCUAGUCCACUGUCAAAGUAUGUAAUAACACUCCGCCAGAGAUCAGAGCAAAAAAAUAACUCAUUAAUGGAAUCCAGUGUUGUUGUGGGAGAAAAUUCCUCUGUUUUUAGGAAUAAUUCAUCAGAAAGUGAUGAAAGUGAUGAUGAAGAUGAUGAUAGAAGGAAUGAGGUGGGCGCAGCUGUCUUUAGUUCGUCCUGGUUACCCGGAAAUGACUCCAAGAUAAAAGAAGAUCCUACAGAAACAAAAGGAAAGAGGAAAAAGAAGCAGAAAGAGAGAGCUAUUGAUGAUGAUGUUGUGGAGGACUUGGUACUUAGUUCUGACGAUGAUCUCCCUUCAAGCAACAGCCAUUCUGCUGGGAAAAAUGAUGCUAUAGAUCAUUUACCUCCAAAACAAAAUAAAAAACAAAAACGCAAGCAGAAGCACAAAACAAAAAGGUUGAAAUCUCACGUGGAGGAGAAAUGACAUUCUUUAAUUGGAUGAAAAUGAGAGAGCUCAGUUUUGUAGUUUUAUCAGACGUUUCCAUUUUACUAGCAUAUAUAUCUGAAUGUAAUGGCAGAUGCAAUUAUGUUUUUUAUAUACUAUUCAAGCAAUUUUGGACACAUUGUGACAUGGGAGCUGCUUGUAAGGAAAAGACUGUUUGUUUUA